UUUGACUGGUUACCAAAUUACUGGAUUUCUAAGGAUCUGCAUAUCUUUCGACGCGAGCAAUUCAAAGUUGGAGUUUUAUAGUCAGAAAGAUGGCUAAUGUAGAAUUUGAAAACAACUUUGAUGACCUUAUAAAUAAGCCUUCAGGCAAUACUAUAUCCGAAACUUUAAGUGAAAUGGAUGUUUCUAAUCCAUUUCAUGAUGUAAUAUCACCUUUGGUCGCAUCGGAGGGAUCCUCUGACACUAGAGUAAUCGAUCAUAACACUUUAAAUAGUCGUAUAAACAAAAAUGGUGUGCCUAGUUCAAUAGACCCUUUAGAAAGCUCUCAAACUCUCUCCGAUUAUGAUCCUCAAGCUUCAAUAUAUUCUUCCAAACUUCUUGAAAGGGAAUUCGAAGAUGUAGACGUAUCUUCCAUAAAAGGAAUAGAUGCUGCUUCGUCAGCUUCCACUGAGAGCCAUAUUACUGAAAAAAGUAGCGGUGAAGAGUCCUUUGAUGAGACUGCCACCAGAAGAGUUCAUAAUGAUCGAUUUUUAGCAAGUGUUGAUAAUUCGAGUAAGACUGAUGGCUCAAUACCAACAUUUAAAAUCACGGUUGAAGACCCUCAAAAAAUUGGUGAUCCUAUCAGUGCACAUAUAAUUUAUAGAGUCAGAACACGGACUACGUCUACGGCUUUCAGAAGUCGAGAAUUUACUGUAUUAAGACGAUAUCGCGAUUUCUUAUGGCUCUAUAAUCGGUUAACUCUUGGAAAUCCUGGUGUCAUUGUUCCUCCUAUACCAGAAAAGCACGCUAUUGGUCGGUUUCAAGAUGAAUUCGUGGAAAAUCGACGCCAAGCUCUUGAAAAAUGUUUGAAUAGAAUUACUUCUCAUCCUAAAUUAUAUCGUGAUCCAGAUUUAAAAUUAUUUUUGGAGUCUGACACUUUUACCAUUGAUGUUAAACGGAAAAAUCAAGAUGAAUCUAAAGGCGUUUUAAAAUCGCUAGGCGAGGCAAUGUCGAAUGCAGCUACUUUUAACAAAUUUACUGAAACAGAUGAAUGGUUUGAAAGUCGAAGAAAUCAAUUAGACAUUCUAGAAUCACAGCUGAAAACAUUGCUAAAAUCAGUUGAGGCAAUAGUCAAACAACGCAAAGAUUUAGGUAGUGCAACAGUUGACUUUGGGAACAGUUUAUUGUCCUUGGCUGGUGCUGAGCUGAACAAAUCAUUGGCCAGUAAUAUAACAAUUUUAGGAAAUUUACAGCAAAAAAUCAAGGAGUUACAUGAAAAACAGGCACGUCAGGAUGUCCUUACAUUAGAAAAUACUGUAGGAGAGUACAUUCGUAUAAUUGCAUCGAUUAAAGUUGCAUUUAAUUCACGCGCUAAAGUUCAUCAGACGUGGCAAAAUUCCAUUUCCGAUUUGCAAAAGAAAAAAGCCAAUUAUGAAAGAUCAAAAUCCCAAGGAAGAUUCAGUCAAGAUAGAAUGCUAACUCAAAUUGCUGAGGCUGAGCAUAAGGUUGAAGAUUGUAAAAAUGAGUUCGAGGAAGUAUCUAAACUUAUUAAAAAUGAGUUAGAUAGAUUUGAUAAGGAAAAAGUGGAGGAUUUUAAAAAUGGUGUUGAAGCUUUUUUAGAGUCAGUGGUUCAAACCCAAAAGGAGAUAAUUAGUUUAUGGGAAUCUUAUUUCCAACAAAUGGAAGCACAACAGAAUUCUAAUUUGGAAGAUAGCUCCGCUGCAACAUAAUUUAUUACUGUAUUAGUAUUUUAUUAAUUUAUUAAAUAUAGGAUUGUAUAUUUUGUUUUUGAGUGUGAUUGUAUUAAAAUAAUAAUUUUUUUUUUAAAAAGAAAGAAUUCAUAGAACUUAAAUAAAUCUGUACAAUAGAUAUUGUAGUAAUUUGAAUAA
Molecule: messenger RNA, 1865 nt
Organism: Rhizophagus irregularis DAOM 181602=DAOM 197198
Lineage: Eukaryota; Fungi; Glomeromycota; Glomeromycetes; Glomerales; Glomeraceae
Biological process (GO): protein retention in Golgi apparatus; retrograde transport, endosome to Golgi
Cellular component (GO): endosome
Molecular function (GO): phosphatidylinositol binding
Source: RefSeq, a predicted model, not a curated record